Messenger RNA from Chelmon rostratus (copperband butterflyfish), 2709 nucleotides. RefSeq names its product integrin alpha-L-like. Gene Ontology annotation, cellular component: integrin complex; external side of plasma membrane. The record is from RefSeq and is a predicted model, not a curated record. Gene Ontology annotation, biological process: cell-matrix adhesion; cell-cell adhesion; cell adhesion mediated by integrin. Gene Ontology annotation, molecular function: integrin binding. The transcript has 21 exons. Lineage: Eukaryota; Metazoa; Chordata; Actinopteri; Chaetodontiformes; Chaetodontidae.
AUGGCAGAUGAUCUUCAGCAAAUCUCCUUUUUCACACCAACUUUCCAACACUGCACAAAAAAGACAGUGGACCUUGUCUUUCUAUUUGAUGGAUCACAGAGUAUUAUCAAUGCAGAGUUCAACAAAAAUAAAGAUUUCAUAGUGGAUAUAAUGAACAGCCUUAACACCACAUCAAUCAAGUUUGCAGCAGUUCAGUUUUCUACAGAUUGCAGGAAAGUUUUUGACUUCAGUGACUAUCAAGCUGGUCGUGCUCUUGAUAAACUGAUGAAAGAACCACACAUGGAUAGUCUUACCAACACACACAGAGCACUCAAAUUUGUGUUGGAAGAAAUCCUUGAAAACCCAGGAGCAGGCGCCUCUCCUGAUGCAACUAAAGUUGUGGUACUCAUCACAGAUGGAGAUCCCAGUGACACUGACAGACGUGGGAUUAUCAAAAGAUAUGAUGACAAACACAUCAUUCGCUUUGUCAUUGGGGUCAAACAAGCUCGGCUGAAUAAAUUGAAGGCCAUUGCUUCGGAACCAAAAGACAAAACUACCUUUCAAAUAGAGAACUAUGAGGGACUCACAGGAAUACUGGAAAACUUUCAAAACAAGAUCUGUACAAUGGAAGAGACCUGGCUGGACGACAACAUCCCGGACGCAGUGGUGGAGAUAGCAGGGCGCUCUCUGUUCCGGGCAGACAGGUCUGCAUGUUCCAGUAAGAGCAGAGGCGGAGGUUUGGAGCUGUGUGUUUGCAGUCCAAGUGUAGUCCAUGGAUGCGAUGAGAACUCCUAUCUGAACAGUGUGUGUUACAACAUGGCAGAUGAUCUUCAGCAAAUCUCCUUUUUCACACCUACUUUCCAAGACUGCACAAAAAAGACAGUGGACCUUGUCUUUCUAUUUGAUGGAUCAGGGAGUGUGACUGAAUCAGAGUUCAACAAAAAUAAAGAUUUCAUAGUGGAUAUAAUGAACAGCCUUAACACCACAUCAAUCAAGUUUGCAGCAGUUCAGUUUUCUACAGAUUGCAGGAAAGUUUUUGACUUCAGUGACUAUCAAGCUGGUCGUGCUCUUGAUAAACUGAUGGAAGAACCACACAUGAGAUAUCUAACCAACACACACAGCGCGCUGAAAUUUGUGUUGGAAGAAAUCCUUGAAAACCCAGGAGCAGGUGCCUCUCCUAAUGCAACUAAAGUUGUGGUACUCAUCACAGAUGGAGAUCCCAGUGACACUGACAGACAUGGGAUUAUCAAAAAAUAUGAUGACAAACACAUCAUUCGCUUUGUCAUUGGGUUCAAAUUUGCUCGGCUGUAUAAACUUCAGGCCAUUGCUUCAGAACCAAAAGACAAAAACGCCUUUAAAAUAGAGAACUAUGAUGGACUCACAGGAGUACUGGAAAACAAGAUCUUUACAAUUGAAGGCUCCAAAGUGUCCCGGGCAGGAGACAUGACUAAUGAAAUGUCUCAGAGUGGAUUCAGUGCUGUCUUCUACAAGGAUACCUUGAUUCUGGGUUCAGUGGGAUCCAACAUGUGGCGUGGUUCUCUUCAAGAGCUUCAUGAAGAAAAACAAGCACAAAUUGAAGAUCCACACAUGAAGAAUGACUCCUACAUUGGAUACUCUACUUCUGUUGGACAGAAGAAUAACGCUCCUCUAUAUUUCACCGGCGCGCCGAGAUUUGAGCAAACAGGACAGGUCGUUCUUUUCAGACACGACUGUAAGACCUGGACCGCAGCUCACAGAAUAAAUGGGGACCAGAUUGGGUCCUACUUUGGUGCAGAGCUGUGCUCAAUUGAUGUCAACUCAGAUGGUGACACUGAUUUCCUGCUGGUGGGAGCGCCACAAUUUUACCAGCCUCAGGAGAAGACAGAAGGCCAGAUAUACGUCUAUUCACUGACUGAUGAGAUGCAACUGAAAAGUGAACUGAAUGUGACUGCACCAUCCAUGGGGAGAUUUGGCACCACCAUAUCCAGUCUCACAGAUCUGAAUGGAGACGGACUCCGAGACGUUGCUGUUGGAGCCCCGCUUGAGGAUGAUAACAGGGGGGCUGUGUACAUCUACCUUGGUGACAGACACAGAGGCAUACGCAGCACUUUCAGCCAGAGAAUCAUGGGACAGGAAAUAAAACCUGAGCUCAGAUUCUUUGGACAGGCCAUUGACGGGGACAUCGACCUUGAAGAGGACGGACUCCCAGAUAUUGUGGUGGGAUCACAGAGCACAGCAGUUGUCUUAAGGUCCAGGCCCGUCUUUAAUGUCACGGCUCAUCUGUCUUUUCAACCUCAGGAGAUAAGCACUGAGAAAAUUGACUGCAUGACCAACACAGAUGAAAGUUUACCAAUGGUUACCUUAAAAGCCUGCUUUGAAAUGGAAGAAACAACAAAGAGCAAAGCAGCGGCAAUGAUCUCCGUACUAUACAUGUACACCCUCGAUGUGGAUCCAAUGAGACAAACAUAUCGAGGCUUCUUCAGUCCAACUGAUAAAGAUGUCAGGACUCUUUCCUCUAUUAUUAAACUAUGGAAUAAACACACCUGCUUCAGCUACCCCAUCUACAUGCCAAAAUGUGUGGAUGACACAUUAUCACCCAUCAUCAUCAGACUAAACUUCAGCCAAGCUGACAGUGAGAGAGCGAGUGCCGUCCUGAAUGUGGACAGCGUAAGGCAGGCUGUUGUGGAGGUUCCCUUUCAAAAGUAAUGUUGAGAAAAUGACAGCUGUUGUUGGAGUUAUCAAGGAUUUUAG